Molecule: messenger RNA, 1214 nt
Organism: Cucumis melo (muskmelon)
Lineage: Eukaryota; Viridiplantae; Streptophyta; Magnoliopsida; Cucurbitales; Cucurbitaceae
Product: cytokinin riboside 5'-monophosphate phosphoribohydrolase LOG3
Exons: 7
Coding region: 270-938 (222 amino acids)
Biological process (GO): cytokinin biosynthetic process
Cellular component (GO): cytosol; nucleus
Molecular function (GO): hydrolase activity, hydrolyzing N-glycosyl compounds
Source: RefSeq, a predicted model, not a curated record
AAAAAGGGGAGAAGGGAAGGGAGAACAGAGGAAAACUUCGGACCUUACAUAAAAGUGAAAAAAGAAAAACAGAGUCCCUCACUUUUCUUCUCUCUGUUCUUCUUUUUCUUUUUCCUUUUACCCUUUUUUUUCCACUCUCAGUUCAUUUCUGUUCUGUUCAGGGAGCAUUCACAAAUACCCACUUCCAAAAUCAACCUAUUACAGGCUUUGUUUCUGUUUCCACUCCUAAAACUUUCUUUAACUCAAUCGGGUCAUAUCAAGGAACACAAAUGGAGGGUUUGAUUAUGAAUCAUGAAAUGAAGCCGCUAUCUAAGUUCAGGAGGAUUUGUGUGUUCUGUGGUAGUAGUCAAGGCAAAAAGAGAAGCUACCAGGACUCCGCCAUUGAACUUGGCAAGGAAUUGGUUUCGAGGAACAUUGAUCUGGUCUACGGUGGGGGCAGCAUUGGCCUGAUGGGUUUAGUUUCACAAGCUGUUCAUGAUGGCGGUCGGCAUGUCAUUGGAGUUAUACCCAAGACACUCAUGCCUCGAGAGUUGACUGGUGAAACUGUAGGGGAGGUGAAGGCAGUGGCAGAUAUGCAUCAAAGGAAGGCAGAGAUGGCAAAGCAUUCAGAUGCUUUUAUUGCCUUGCCAGGUGGCUAUGGGACUCUAGAAGAACUACUUGAAGUCAUAACCUGGGCUCAACUGGGAAUUCAUGACAAGCCAGUGGGACUGUUGAAUGUUGAUGGAUACUACAAUUCACUACUAUCUUUUAUUGAUAAAGCUGUCGAGGAAGGAUUUAUCAGUCCAAGUGCGCGCCAAAUUAUCGUAUCAGCGCCAACGGCAAAGGAGUUAAUGAAGAAGUUAGAGGAGUAUGUGCCUUGCCAUGAAAGAGUUGCUUCACAGCUGAGUUGGGAAAUAGAGCAGCUUGGUUACCCUCAAAAUUGUGAUAUCUCCAGGUGAUUAUUUCUGAAGAGAUAGUGGGUGAAGGAAUUUUUGCAAAUGGAGGAGGCUACUACGAAAUUAUAUCGCUAUUAUUUCCUAUUUUGUGGAGGAAUUUUCCCCCCCUUUUUUUUUUGUAAAUUACUCCAUUCAAUGUCAAUUUAUGAAAUAGCCUCUACAUUUAAUUGUUGAAACUUCUCAUAUCCUUGAAAAGUUGUAAGUAUAGGAUUCUCUGAUGAAAAUUUACCAUCUUCUGUGCAACUUAUAUAUAUAUAUAUUUCGUGGCUUGUGUUGGUA